Messenger RNA from Bombus pascuorum, 2813 nucleotides. RefSeq names its product solute carrier family 35 member F6 (gene Tango9). The record is from RefSeq and is a predicted model, not a curated record. Gene Ontology annotation, biological process: pyrimidine nucleotide-sugar transmembrane transport. Gene Ontology annotation, molecular function: pyrimidine nucleotide-sugar transmembrane transporter activity. Bases 104 to 1309 code for a protein of 401 amino acids. NCBI's taxonomy places the organism in Eukaryota, Metazoa, Arthropoda, Insecta, Hymenoptera, Apidae. The transcript has 8 exons. Gene Ontology annotation, cellular component: Golgi membrane; intracellular membrane-bounded organelle.
UAUUAUUCCGCAGUCUAAUUAUAACAGAAUGAAAUAUUUACAAAUGUAUCAUUGCGCGCUUAACAUACAAAAUAUAGAAAAUUGUUGGAAUUGAGAACCUUUAAUGCUGAGAUUGGUAUGUUCAGAUUAUUCCUUCAGUAACGUGAAUAGAUUGCAGAACUAUUUAAAAAUGGCAUGGACACGCUAUCAAUGUACUUUAGCAGCACUUAUGGUUGUUACUGGAUCUUUCAAUACUUUAUUUGUAAAAUAUGCAGAUCAACAAGUUGUACCAGAUGAAAAUGGUCAACCUAGGCAUUUUAAUCAUCCUUUUAUGCAAUCAUCUUUCAUGUUUAUUGGAGAGAUGAUGUGUCUUUUAGUAUUUAAAAUCCUUUAUCAUUAUUAUAGUCGCAGAGGAGAUAAUUCUGUGGACAGCAAUCCGUUAACUAAAGGCUCACAUGUAUUUAAUCCUUUUAUUCUACUGAUUCCUGCUUUAUGUGAUACAUGUGCUACUUCUAUUAUGUAUGUCGGCUUGAAUAUGACAUAUGCUAGUAGUUUUCAAAUGUUUCGUGGUGCUGUUAUAAUAUUCACUGCUGUGCUCUCAAUGGGUUUUCUUAAUAAAAAACUAGUUAGUAGGGAAUGGUUAGGUAUAAUAAUGGUUAUAAUUGGUUUAGCUCUUGUUGGGCUCAGUGACAUAACUAUGAAAAAAUCCGAUGUCAGCACAAAUUCUAUUUUAACUGGAGAUUUACUUAUCAUAUGUGCACAGGUUAUAAUAGCUGUACAAAUGGUAAUAGAAGAAAAGUUCAUAGCAGGACAGAAUAUACCAGCGUUGCAAGCAGUUGGCUGGGAAGGUAUAUUUGGAUUCAUUACUAUAUGCAUUAUAAUGAUUCCGCUUAACUUUAUACAUGUUCCACCUCCUUUUGCUGACAAUUCGCAAGGAACCCUUGAAGCUACUAAAGAUGCAUUCAUCCAGAUUGGAAAUAGUGGUUAUUUACUGAUGGCUAUAGUUGGUAUAUCAUUCAGCAUAGCUUUUUUUAACUUUGCUGGUAUUAGUAUUACUAAAGAAAUUGGUGCUACAACAAGGAUGAUAUUAGAUAGUGUUCGAACAAUUAUCAUAUGGGCUUUCUCUUUAGCAUUUAGGUGGCAAGCCUUCCAUUAUUUACAGCUCAUUGGCUUCAUUGUUCUACUCAUUGGAAUGUGUUGUUAUAACAACGUUAUUAUUCCUCAACUAGUAAGAAAAUGUAGAUAUCGUUUAGGCCGUCAUAAACCACCACUAACUGAUCGUGAGCGAAUUAUUAAUACAGCAGCAGAUGAUAUUCCAGAAACUCAAUAAAGAUAUAUUUCUCUUUAAGUGUACUUGAAUGUCCACUAUUUUGUAAUGUUGAGAACUAUUAUAUAGUUUCGCUAAAGUCUGCAAUCACAAUAAUAUGUAAAAUGCUUUCAAUUUGUUUCAUUUGCAAAAUUCAUCAAAUUUAUCAAAAUUAGUACCUUUGCAAAGUUAAUUAAUUAGCACAAUUCUUGUAAAAUGUAUAUUAUAGUUAGAAAAAUUCGAAUUUUUUAUUUAUCUUUUAAGUUGAAUGUGAAAAAUAAGUAUUUUCCCAAUUUUUAUACAAAUUUUUUAAAAAAUUGCAUUAAUUAAAACAAAAUUCUCAUUGUAUAGCAGAAUCUUGUAGCAGAAUCUCAAGGUUCUACCUAUAGGUGGUAUUUUGAAUGAAAUGAGGGUAUUUUAUACAUAUACGUAAAUAUAUUUUACUACUGUAAAAAAAAUGUGUUAAAAGAUGUAUUAUUGCAAGGAAAUAUUAAGUUAUUUCUUCAUGGUAUAUUUCUGCUCUCCUUAUUUUGUAGUAUUCAUAAAUAGUUGAACUGAAAUUUCUACCUAUGAAGUCUAAUUAAAUAGGUUUUAUUACUCUACCUACUUUGCUUUUUUAUAAGUUUCAUACUUAUUAACAAAUAUACGCGUGUAGAACACUUAUUUUCUAUAUUCUAUGUAUAGUUAAGAUAUUAAAUUUUGUAAGAUAUUAAAACAGAGGGAUAGUAUUUAGAGUCACAUGUAUUUAUUAUUUCCUACAGACUUUAUAUAUACGUGAUAAACUAAUUUGUGCAGAAAAUUGUUAACGUAGCAUAUACACAUAUUACAUAUGUGUAUACAGCACAUGUUUAUAUAUACAUACAUAUAUACAUAUGUAUGUAAUAAUGAUAUACAAGUACGCAUGUUUAAGCACGCACGUAUACCUAAUAACAUUCUCUAAAUAAAAUAAUAUUGACAUUUUUAUAAACCAGAAAAGAUUAUGUGAAUUAUAAUCUUCCGUGAAUUAUAAUUAUGAAAAAGAAAAUAAUAAUGUACUGCACAUUAAUCAGCGAUUAUAAAAUAUUUUCAAUUCAAGUUCUGUUUUCUGACCACAUUACAAAUGCUUUAUGGAAUGUUUUUUUGUAAGACUAAUUUUUUCUGUUUCACGUAUUCAUAUCUAAGUUCUGGUCGCCGCCAACUUAAGUUUAAAAUCGCAUUUAUAUCGAAUAUAACCCACUAGCGACAAGGAAAACUAAUUUAUCAUACAAGAGGUUUCACUUAUGCAUUGAUAUUAUAGCAUUUAAUAUCAAACCAAACAUACGUGAUACUUUUUCUAAUUUCUCACAAUUAUGAGCAAAACAUGUAAGACAUAACCAUCAGAACUAUCUAAAUUUCUUAAAUGAAUACGCAACAUUUAUUAUGCUUUUACGACAAAUAAUGUAAAUGGAAGAUGAAUUCAAUUAUAUUGUUCUGGCAAUACAUAAGAAAUAUCAUCCCACGGAUGUCGAUAUAAACCUUGUUUCAACCUUUUUUGAUCCAUGUAAUGGCC